Hydractinia symbiolongicarpus is the source of this 5998-nucleotide messenger RNA. Its product is annotated as chromodomain-helicase-DNA-binding protein 1-like. The coding region runs from base 236 to 5635 and encodes 1799 amino acids. The record is from RefSeq and is a predicted model, not a curated record. Gene Ontology annotation, biological process: regulation of transcription by RNA polymerase II; nucleosome organization. Gene Ontology annotation, molecular function: ATP-dependent chromatin remodeler activity; ATP binding; chromatin binding. NCBI's taxonomy places the organism in Eukaryota, Metazoa, Cnidaria, Hydrozoa, Anthoathecata, Hydractiniidae. Gene Ontology annotation, cellular component: nucleus; chromatin. The transcript has 36 exons.
CUCAUUACCAUAUAUGGAGUAUUUUUUUACCAUCAUGCACUUCGGUUUUUUGAACCAGAAGUCCACGCAAAGAAAAAACAGGCGGCUGCACGAUUCAAGUACACGUUGAAUAAAUUUUACUUGAUGAUAUCUUAACCCCCGGUUUUAUGUAUAAGACUUGUUGGGAAAACACAGUGGGUGAAUCCUGGAAAGGGCUUGUUUGGGCCCAAAUGUAGAAGAAAGAAAUCGACUUGAAAUGGGACAGGAAGAUGAUUCAGCUUCCAGUUUAAGUGAGGAAGAAGUGGAAGACUCUCAUCACAUUAAAGAUGGGCAAAACUCAUGGGAGGAAGAUUCAAGCAGUGACUCCAGUGACGCAAAUGAUGGUGAAGAAGUGGAGAUAGCAGACUCAGACAACCAACAAACUUUAGAGCAACAAAAAAUAUUACAAAAAGUUGGAAGUCCAGAACAAGAGAAAUCUGAGAAUUCAAGUAGUGGAAGUAGCAGUGGAAGCAGCAGCAGUGAUGGUAGCGAGAGUGAUUCUGAUAAUCCACAAGCAGAAGACGAUAAAAGAAAACCUAAAAAAGAUGACAAAAAGAUUUGGGAAGAAAAUCCUGAUGUUUAUGGAAUACGGCGAUCCAAUCGUGCCAGGAAAGAGCCCCAAAGAUUAGUAAUACAGUCUGGUAGUGACAGUGAUGACAGUGGAAAGAAAAAGAGAAAAGGUAGAAGAAAAAGUGAAAGUUGGAUCCCUACACUUAGUGGAAGUGAAAGUGAAGAAUCAGACUCGAGUUUUGACGUCCCACAAAAAGUUACUCAGAAAAGGUCAAAACCAACAUCAGGUUCACGAAAAAGACGAAAGCAACAAAGAGGACGUACGGUAUCAACAAGCUCUGAUGAAUACGGUAAAAAAGGCCGUGGGAAAAAAAAAUCUCACUAUGUUGGUGGGGCAAGAAGAAAUACUUUAAACAAAGUUAGCUAUAAGGAAGACAGCGAGGAUGAAACAGACUCAGAUGAUCUUGUUGAAUAUGAUGAAAAACAAACUGAUAUACCUACUGAACCAGUUGAAACUAUUGAGAAGGUUAUGCGUCAUCGCAAAGGCAGACCAGAAGAAAUUGGAGCUCAAACUACUAUAUACUCUCCAGAAAACGAGGAAUUUGCAAAAAAAGGUGAACCUGACCCAGAAAACGAAACUGUUGAACUUCAGUUCUUGAUUAAAUGGAAAACUUGGUCUCAUUUACAUAACACAUGGGAGACGAAAAAAUCUUUAACUGAGCAAAAGUGUGGAGGGAUCAAAAAAUUGGAAAAUUAUAUAAAACGAAUGGAUGAAAUAGAGAAAUGGAAAAAAAUCUCAUCUCCUGAAGAUGUGGAAUAUUUUGAAUGCCAAAGUGAAAUGAAUGAAGAUAUUCAGAAGCAAUAUCAAAAAGUGGAAAGAAUUAUCUCUCAUCAGUUUAUGCCAGAAUCAGAUUCUUCAUAUCCUGACUAUCUCUGCAAGUGGCAAGGCUUGCCAUACUCUGACUGCACUUGGGAAGAUGGGAACUUAACUGCAAGGUUUUUUCAAAGUUAUAUUGACGAGUAUUUAGAACGUGAACGAUCUGACACCAUACCUAAUAAAAAUGCGAAAUGUUUACGACAUCGUCCAAAGUUUGUACCGUUAAAAAAGCAGCCAGACUAUUUAGGAAAUUCUGAUCUGCAACUGCGUGAUUAUCAGUUAGACGGUGUUAACUGGUUGGCACAUGCUUGGAGUCGAGAACUGUCUGUUAUUUUAUCGGAUGAGAUGGGAUUAGGCAAAACCAUUCAAACUAUUUCUUUUUUAUCUUACCUGUUCCAUACUCACUCAUUAUACGGGCCAUUUCUUGUCGUUGUACCCCUUUCCACCAUGGAUGCUUGGCAAAGAGAAUUCCAACUAUGGGGGCCUGAUAUGAACUUAAUAGUUUAUAUUGGCGAUGUCAAUUCGAGAACUAACAUACAAGAAUAUGAAUGGUGUUUUAAAAAAAACAGAAAACUAAAAUUUAAUGUUUUAUUGACAACGUAUGAGAUGCUGCUUCGGGACAAGGAGUUACUCGGUUCACUUUAUUGGGCUGCUUUAUUGGUAGAUGAAGCUCAUCGCUUAAAAAACGAUGACUCCUUGUUAUACAGAAUGUUGAUUGAUUUCCGUACAAAUUUUCGCUUACUGAUCACUGGUACACCCUUGCAAAACUCUUUGAAAGAACUUUGGUCGUUGAUGCAUUUUAUUAUGCCGAACAGGUUUGAUGAGUGGUCCGAUUUCGAGUCUGAAUAUUCAGUAUCUGAUAAAGAAGGUCUUCAGAAACUUCACAGAGAUCUUGAACCCUAUUUAUUGAGAAGAGUGAAGAAGGAUGUAGAAAAAUCUCUUCCAGCUAAGGUUGAACAAAUUCUCAGGAUGGAAAUGUCACAAGUCCAAAAACAGUACUACAAGUUGAUCCUGACGAAAAAUGUACAAGAGCUAUGUAGAGAACUUAAGGGUAGUUUCAGUGGAUUGCUAAAUAUCAUAGUGGAGCUGAAGAAGUGCUGUAACCAUAGCAACUUGAUAAAACCCCUUGACCUGAUGAAUGAAGACCCCAACAUGCUACAGACACUUAUCAAAGGAAGCGGAAAGAUGAUACUGUUAGACAAAUUGUUGUGUCGGUUGAAAGAGACAGGACAUCGAGUUCUGAUCUUCUCACAAAUGGUUCGAAUGCUUGACAUCAUCGCUGACUAUCUGUAUAUGAAAAGAUUCAUGUUCCAGAGAUUAGAUGGAUCAAUACGCGGUGAGCAACGGAGGAGAGCUUUGGAUCAUUUUAAUGCUGAAGGUUCACAGGAUUUCUGUUUUCUUCUCUCAACUCGUGCCGGAGGUCUGGGUAUUAACCUCGCAUCAGCAGAUACAGUAAUUAUUUUUGACUCUGAUUGGAAUCCGCAAAAUGAUCUGCAGGCCAUGGCUCGAGCGCACAGAAUUGGUCAAAAAAAUCAAGUCAAUAUAUACAGGUUUGUUACUAAGAAUACAAUUGAGGAGGAUAUUAUUGAGCGAGCAAAGAAGAAGAUGGUGCUCGAUCAUCUCAUUAUACAACGCAUGGACACAACUGGUCGAAGAAUCUUGUCGAAGAGUAGCACUGCUCCUUCCUCUAACGCACCAUUUAACAAAGAGGAAUUAUCUUCUAUUCUAAAGUUUGGUGCUGAAGACCUGUUUAAAGAUGCUGACCAAGACCAGGAUCAAAAGCUUCAUGCUAUGGAUAUCGAUGAAAUCUUGCAGCGUGCAGAAACUCAGGAGCAUCAGGAUAACUUACCUUCAGUUGGCGAAGAACUGCUUUCUCAAUUCAAGGUGGUUAACUAUGCAGCCUUUAACGAAGAAGAAAUUAAACCAACUCCUACUGCCAACCCUAUGCAAAAAUUAUGGGAAGAAAUCAUUCCUGAAGAAGAACGAAAGAAAGCGGAAGAAGAAAGAGAAAAAGAAAAGAAAGCUGAGUUGACGUUAAAGCCAAGAAGUAGAAAAACUGUGGAGAAGAUGAACAUUGGUCAAACGUCCAAUAAUAAAAAAGUAAAAUCUAAAGCCAUCGUGGACACUGAUACAUCUAGCGAUUCUGAUGACGACAGUGUGGAGGAGAAUGAUGUUGAUGAAGCUAAAGGUAAAAAAGCAACGAAACGGCAAACGAAAUCCAAACCUGUAAAGAAGGAGGGUGUCAAAGGGUUCUCCGACGUAGAAAUAAGAAGGUUUAUAAAAAGCUACAAAACGUUUGCAAGACCAAUGACCAGGCUGGAUUCGAUUGCAGAAGAUGCUGAACUUACAGAUAAAUCGGUGAACGAAUUAAAAGAACUCGGUGAAUUAUUGAAGUCUUCCUGUGAACAAGCUGUAAAAGAUUAUCAAGAGAAGCUGUUGCAGGACGAACAAUUUGACGGUAAAAAGAAAGGUGCCUCUUUGAAGAUAUCUGGUGUCACCAUAAACGCGCCAUCGGUGUUAAAAGCAGAAGUAGAUUUAGAACCACUCGCUUUGUGCUUACCACAAGAACCCCGACAACAAAAAGGUUACCGAUUGACCCAUCCCACACGUAGCGUACAUUGGGGUAUCUCAUGGGGCGUGGUGGAAGAUUCCAUGUUGUUGAUUGGUAUGCUGAAGUAUGGUGUUGGCAAUUGGGAUGCUAUCAAAAAUGAUCAUGCGUUGGGACUUUCUGGAAAGAUCCUUCCCAUGGGAAAUGGCAAGCCGCAAAAUAAACAUCUCCAAUCUCGCGCAGAUUAUCUUCUGAAACUUUUAAAAGAACAGAAAACUCAUCAUGAACCAGAACAGAAAAAAAAAAAAAUAAAGGUUCGUCCACACAAACAAGAAGAUUAUGUAUCGCCUCACUCAGAAAGCGAGCAUACCAUCUCAAAUACUCUGAAUGAACAAAAACCAAGCAAGAAGAAGAAGACUAAAAAGACUGUUGAAAAGAAGAAUGCAAAGACACUCAAAAAAGAGAAGACUCGCGAUGAACGAAUCUCAAGUCCUGCCGUGCCAGAAGAAAAUCCGGUAGUGGUGAUGGACUUUCGAGAAGAAAUGGCCGAAGAAACUUUUAAGAAGUGCAAAGAAAAAAUGCGCCCGGAAAAGAAGUCACUCCAACAACUUGAUUCUCCUGACCAAAAAUCUACGCCCAAAGAACAAGUGCAGACAACGAAAAAAUGUUUGUUAAAAAUCGGGGACCAUAUUGAAAGGUGCUUGGACGAGUACAUGAAGGACCCUAACGAACUUGAUGUAUGGCGGAGUAAUCUCUGGUCUUUUGUUGCAAAAUUUACCGAGUUAGGACCAGCGAAACUUCACAAGCUCUAUCGAGCAGCUGCUCGUAAGAGAGACGUGCAGCGUGACGAACAGAAGAAAGAGAUUCAAAAACUGAAAAUAAACUACACUCAAUCACUUCACGAGAUCGGAAAACAUCUCCCUCCGGAUCGUUUGGAGCUGGAAAAAGCGAGAAAAAAAGCGUUAGGUUUAAAUGCUAACAAUCCUGCAUCGGCAAAGAUACCAAAGUUGAAUAAAAUUAAAAUACCUCACAAGAAAAAAGAAAAAGAUGGAACAAAUAACAAUAAUAAAAAUACGGUACCGAAUUAUAAGAUGCAUGAAAGCCGAGAUGGGUACCGUGGUCGACACGGCGGAGAGAAGAUGAGCGAAAAUUGGCGUCAUCGAAACAAGCCGUACAACCGAGAACAGGCACCAAACUACAAUACUUCACAAAAGUUAAUUCUAGACAACGAAAGUGGUAACACCGUCAAAACGCAAACAUAUCGAGAAUGGAAGGAAGCUCAGAAAGCACGGUUAGCUGCGGAAGAGAAAGCACCGCUUAAGGAGAAUAGACAAAAAACAUAUAAAGAUAAACCUUAUUACGGAGAUGAAAAACCUCAUAAUACGGAAAAACACUAUGGAGAUGAAAAAGCUCCGUUUAAACAUGAACAAUAUACUUCUUACGAUCCACGUAGUAAACCUCGCUAUCAUCGCGAUUCGCAAGAAUAUUCGGGAGAAUACUCAAUAUCUCCAUCGUAUAUAAAAUCUCCUUCAGCUUCUCUUUCUCCGCAUAGUUACGUUGAUUCUUGGUCGAGGAAAAGAACUUCAAGUAAUAAUAGUGAAUUUGUUGCUACUAAAAAGUUGCAUAGAGAUCCGGAAUCGUCUAACAGCAACCAAUCGUGGGCAACAGGUGGGAACACGUGACAUUAAAGUAACCAAUCAAGAUCGUGUAAAACAUGUUCAUUGUCUAAUUAGCAUUAUUUACGUACGCAAUUUAAUGUUCUUUUUUAAGUACAAAAAUUUUUAUCUGUUAUAUCUUGAGUUUAUUUUAUUAUAGAAGAUAAUAAUGGAAGAAACACUUUCACUUAACAGUGAUUUCAUAUACAAAUAACAUUCUGCUUUUUACAUACACGUCUGCAAUAUUUCUGUCAAUAUAGUCUUUUUUGUAUUUUGUGCCAACUAAGUGCCGUAUUGUCCAAGUGUUCGUGUAUACCAAAAGAAUGUAAAUAUUUUUUUCUGGGUUAGAUUUUUAUGAAAAAUAUUUGACGACAGUCCUCGUUUACUGAG